CUAUUCUUCGACCCGGCUACUCGGCAAUCGAUUGAACCCACGAACCCACGAACCGGGACUCCCCGACACAGCGGCAACCAGUCACUGUUUAUCACCGUACGCGGUAUCUCCUCACAUGUUAUGGAAGGAGCAUCAGCUAAGUCACAGUUGGAUCUUUGUCAUCUCACGGUUGGAUCAUGUUGACCAGUCGCGGUCGUCUGCUCACAAACCAUCCGACUCUAAAUGACUAUGCGGCACUGCCACAACGUUUGCAAGCAACUAGUAGGCUUAGUCACCGAGCCCCGCACCGCCGUCAACACUACUAAGCGGAACCGGAGACUUCAAAUGCGGGAGUGACGUCUUCACCGACAUGUAUAUAACUACGGUACGCAAAGCAUCCCAAUGCAACCUCGGUACCACACGGACUUCCUCCGCUAUCUUCAAUGACUAUGGCAUCUGGUUCAAGCAGUACUCUACAUCCACUCGGAGGCCUUCAACGCGGCAAAGCGUGCAUUGCAUGCAGACGUCGAAAAGUCAGGUGCGAUGGUGCCCGACCGACGUGUGGUCAAUGCGUCCGUGGUAACAGGCCCGCCGACUGUGAAUACACGGAUGGCCAGGGCCGGUCUCGGACACACAUGCUGGAACAAGAAAUUGCACGUCUUCAAACUCGAAUACAAGAACUCGAGCAUCCCGAGCACACUACGCCUGCAGUUGCGCUACACAAUCCUUACUCAUUGUUCGACGUCCCACAAGGCUAUUCUGUCCCAUUUGGUUUACAGCCUUCUCAUAUUUCUGCACCAAGUCCUGGAGCGUCGUCGAGUUCCAGUGCUCAAAGCACAUGGGGUGAUUUCAGCUCGGGCGGCUGGUGGGUUCAAGAAGAGCCUCCAAUACAAAUUGUACUAGAAUCUUUGGACAAGAUCUUGCCUUACGCGGACGAACUUGGGUUUUUCCUCCAUGUCCCGCGCGUGCGCAACACGCUCGUGACUGCUUCUUCCCGUGGUAUUCCGAUUGCGCUGCAAAACGCCAUUAUUCUAUUAUGUCUCCACAUCACGAAUACAAAACAAUCAGCCUUCGAGCAGACAGUGCUAUCAAGAUGUUUGCGUCAACUGGCUGAUAUCAUCCCUUCCUGCAAAGUCCUCCUUACAUACUACCUGUUCCGGGUCGGACGAACAGUCGAGGCGAAGUACCAUUCAGGCGCGGCCGCCAGAGAGCAAAAUACACCUGCAGAUAUGCAGUCUAUGGAAUUCGAUAUAUUCGGGACCACCCUUCCGAAUCUAGUCGAUGAUAUUGAGCAGACAGAAGCCAUACAUGCAUUCUGGAACGUCUUCACUUGGGACAAGAGUGUGUCCGCCGUGCUGGGGGUUCCGCCUAGCAUCGGUAGAUCUAUUAGGGUAUCUGUCCCUUGGCCUAGAAAAAUGCGGGAGGUUGACUCUUUCGAUCAAGAUAUCCACCUCACAAGCCGUGGGCAGGAAAUCGGACUUCAAGUGGACACCGUACAACAGUUCCUUGUUGAUGGACAGAAUGAAAAGGGAGACUUCGACUCUGCACUUGCCUUUCACGCAAAAGCAGCUGUGCUCCUUGACGAGGUGAACAAUUUAGUUGAGCAACACAUAUCAGAUUCACAGGUCCAAGAAACACAUUCAUUCCGAGCACAAUUUGCGUCACUCGACGCACUCAUACAACACCUACGAGCAUCCAUUCCUCUUACUCCUUCGUUACCUCAUCUUGCUUAUCCCCGCUCAGUUUGCAUACAAUCCCUUCUAUCUCUCGCUACCAUCCGGUUGCACAGCCCCUUCCGUGAAUCCUAUACCUUAUCGAAUCCCGAAAUCGUCACCGCGGCAGUGCUCAUCGCGCGUGCCCUACAGUGCGUGAACGUAAAUACACUGCAGUAUUUUGACCCUGUUCUCAUAAUAUGGAUAAAAGCUUCCUUCGUGAUUCAUGCGGAAAUCACACGUUUACGUGCCAUAAAGGCCUGGCCAACUCAAUUCCCUGUACGCGGAGAAGGACUUGUGCAGGCCCUAAGGACGAUGUUAGGUGUAUUAAGAGACAUUGCGGACCAUUGUCCUGUACUCGCACUGCGGACAAGAUUAGAAACUGUAUUAACCCUUCUCGACUUUGGUACUCAAUGAUUCAAUUUUCCGAUACUUUGGCUACCGUGUAUAAACCUUUUUUCAUAAACAAGUCCUAAUGUAUCAUUACUCAUCCGGGAUGCCCUUGUGUAAUAGUAAUACCCCUUCUUGAAUACCCUGUACGGUACUUAGUGAUUUUCUUAUCCUUUCGCUAGAGUGUAUAAACCUUUUCUCACAAA
Molecule: messenger RNA, 2287 nt
Organism: Suillus discolor
Lineage: Eukaryota; Fungi; Basidiomycota; Agaricomycetes; Boletales; Suillaceae
Exons: 10
Coding region: 423-2108 (561 amino acids)
Biological process (GO): regulation of DNA-templated transcription
Cellular component (GO): nucleus
Molecular function (GO): DNA-binding transcription factor activity, RNA polymerase II-specific; DNA binding; copper ion binding
Source: RefSeq, a predicted model, not a curated record